Messenger RNA from Coregonus clupeaformis (lake whitefish), 2321 nucleotides. It is a transcript of the gene actr3b, whose product is annotated as actin related protein 3B. Gene Ontology annotation, molecular function: actin filament binding. Gene Ontology annotation, cellular component: actin cortical patch. Lineage: Eukaryota; Metazoa; Chordata; Actinopteri; Salmoniformes; Salmonidae. The record is from RefSeq and is a predicted model, not a curated record. The transcript has 12 exons. The coding region runs from base 191 to 1447 and encodes 418 amino acids.
UUGAGUAUCUGGUCAAUAUAAUGCAGAAUCUGUAAUAGAAAUAACGUUACAGGGAAAUAAGCGAGCACGGGGCAGUUCAAUCAGCCGUGUAGCCAACCUUUAAUGAUACAUUGUAUUUAAACUAGCUGAUACAGUUGUUGCAAAUAAUCUAUGGUGUUCUAGUAUCGAUAGGACAAUCGUCAACACGAGUAUGGCAACCCCUCUACCUCCUUGCGUGAUAGAUUGUGGGACUGGAUACACCAAGAUUGGAUAUGCUGGAAACACAGAGCCACAGUUUAUCAUGCCGUCCUGCAUCGCUAUACGGGAGUCAGCCGGUGUAGGAGACCAGGCACAGAGGCGACUUGUGAAGGGAGUGGAUGACUUGGAUUUCUUCAUAGGAGAUGAAGGCAUUGAUAAGCCCAACUAUGCAACCAAGUGGCCCAUCAGACAUGGGAUGGUGGAAGACUGGGAUUUGAUGGAAAAGUUCAUGGAGCAGAUCAUAUUCAAGUAUCUACGGGCAGAGCCUGAAGACCAUAGCUUCCUUAUGACAGAGCCUCCGUUGAACACGCCAGAGAACAGAGAGUAUCUGGCUGAGAUCAUGUUUGAGACCUUUAAUGUCCCAGGCCUGUACAUCGCAGUGCAGGCAGUUCUGGCCCUGGCAGCAUCAUGGACGUCUAGACAAGUAGGCGAGCGAACACUGACAGGAAUCGUGAUUGACAGCGGAGAUGGAGUCACCCAUGCCAUACCUGUGGCCGAAGGCUACGUCAUUGGGAGCUGUAUAAAGCACAUCCCCAUAGCAGGUCGAGACAUCACCUUGUUCAUCCAGCAGCUCCUCAGAGAGAGGGAGGUGGGUAUCCCCCCGGAACAGUCCAUGGAGACAGCCAAGGCAGUCAAGGAGAGGUACUGCUACAUCUGUCCGGACAUUGUGAAGGAAUUCGCCAAAUAUGACACAGACCCUGGGAAAUGGAUCAAGCAGUACAAAGGCAUCAAUGCCAUCAGCAAAUCUGAAUUCCACAUAGAUGUUGGAUAUGAACGCUUUCUAGGUCCAGAAAUAUUCUUUCAUCCAGAGUUUGCCAACCCAGACUUCACGCAGCCCAUCUCAGAUAUAGUUGACGAGGUUAUAAUGAACUGUCCAAUAGAUGUCAGAAGACCUCUAUAUAAGAAUAUUGUCCUGUCCGGCGGUUCCACCAUGUUCAGAGACUUUGGCCGGCGGCUGCAGAGAGACCUGAAGCGGUCGGUAGACGCCCGGCUCAAAUUGAGUGAGGAGCUCAGUGGAGGAAGGAUAAAGCCCAAGCCCAUGGAGGUCCUGGUGGUCACACACCACAUGCAGCGCUACGCUGUGUGGUUUGGAGGAUCCAUGCUUGCCUCUACGCCUGAGUUUCUCCAAGUUUGUCACUCAAAAAAGGACUACGAUGAGUUUGGCCCCAGCAUCUGCCGCCAUAACCCAGUCUUUGGUACCAUGUCCUAAGGCUAGAACCCACACCUACAGAACCUGCUGUUGACCCCGGCCUGGGUUCAGUCCAUGCAUCGUGAUUGUUGUCCUUACUUUACUAACAUAGCACUCUAACCUACCACACAAGAACCCCUUAGACGUUGAUGCGCAAUUGAAUUUGUCAACUACAGUAUAUUGUACAAUCAGUAUAGGCUACUUAGAAUGAACGUGAAUGAUACAAGUAAUUUAAUUAGACUCAGACCUCUUAUAGCACACAUACAGUGAAUGUUCAAUAUUCUCAUUGAAGCAACAUUGCAGACUAUUUAAUAAAAUUAAACAAGAAACGAAUCUAAACUGGAACACUUUGGUUGAAGUGAUAAACUUAAGACGGUUUUCUUGCAUCUACUUUCUUUAUUUCGCUGUACGCUCUUAAGAUUAACUUUAGAUCCUAUCCCAGGCUGCAUGAAUCAUGUGGGAAGGUAACCAAUGCUACUUCUGGAGUAGCUCAAGUUACGUUUGUCCAACAUCCAUAGAAUGUCAUGCUUUGAAAUUGUAUAUAGAAUAUAUAGAUAAAGAUACUAUAUAUUAUAAUAUAACAUAUUUAAAAUGUGUUUAUAUUUGUAUUAAAGAUAGUUUAUCAGAACAGGUAUGAACAGAUGUAGAUCGUACGCUGUACUUCAUUGACGUGAAAUAGUGUAAAGUGAAAGAAGAGAUAUUUAGUUUUAUUAGGUCCAAAAGUAUUUAUUUAAUUGUUUUUGUCAGCCACAAAUUAUCUAAGGUAUAUAAUAAUAUUGAAGUAUUUAUUUAUACAUUUCUGUGUAUCUGGAAGUUAUUUCCAUAAGGAACUGUGGUCACAAAAAAUAAAACUGCUGUAUGUGGCUAAUGUGAAUAAAGGUACUUGGCACCUUCA